Molecule: messenger RNA, 2220 nt
Organism: Didymodactylos carnosus
Lineage: Eukaryota; Metazoa; Rotifera; Eurotatoria; Philodinida; Philodinidae
Source: the annotation of a GenBank genome assembly
AUGUUAAAGGCUUGCGUGAAACAAAAUCCAUGUGACAAUAUGCCAUCGCCAAAUCCAAUUGCCUUAGACGAACUAUUGGAACAUAUUGACGCAGAACCGAUUCAUGUUAUGCCAUCGCCAAAUCCGAUUGCCUUAAACAGACUAUUGGACCCAGAACUGAGUCAAGGUUAUGGUCCUCCAUCGGGUGUAAAUCCCUAUCAUUCAUGGCCUGUGCAAUCAUCUCAAAAUUCUAUGCAAUCACCUCAAAAUUCACAAGAUAGUUUGCAUUUGCUCGAUGAUAAUAUGUUCGAGAUGGCUUUUGUUAAUCAACCACGCAUCAAAAUAAUUGCUCAACCAAAAGCAAUUUACCGUGAACGAUAUCUUGCUGAUUUUGACAAGGAACUAAACCGUGCAUCAAGAUUUAUUAGGAGUAGUGAGAAGAAUCAUAAUUAUCCGUCUAUAAAAAUUCCAACUGUAUAUCGAGAUACUCAAAAUUUGAUUCGAGUAGCAUUAGUCACAGUGCCAACUUCUACCGCUCCAGAUCGGUAUGUUCAUCCUUAUUCACUUACAGUACCAGAAUCAGAAACGGGUGUAAUUCACGAUAAAAAAUCAAAUGCAUUAUAUUUUCCAAUCACAGAACAAGAUAUUGAAGAAAAAAAUGAUGGAAUUAAACGUUUUUGUUCUUUAAUGUUAAUUAAACACAAGCAAGAUGUAUUAAAUUCACAUGGUCCAAUGUGUUUGUUUGAUCAUGAUAGUCUGCCAACGGAAAAUCAAGAACAUUUAAGUAAAAACAAAACCGCAAAAGAUUUAAUUCGUAUGUUUAAGUUGUUCCAAUCACAAUUAGCAUUUACUGUUCUUAAACCACAAAAUGAACAAUACGUAAUUCUCAAAGAAACAACAGUUUAUUCACAGAUAAUGGUCGAAGAAACUGAAAACAAGAAACAAAAUAAAAAUACUACUACAUAUCAAAUUCAUAGAUAUGCGCCAAAAUAUGGUGGAUGUUCUGGAGACGAUGAUGUAAUUUUAAUUUUGAAUACUAAAAUUGAUAAAAAAAAUCUGAGUAUUCAUUUUGAAAAUAUUAUUGACAAUGAUCAACACUGGAGGGUAUCAAUCACUGAUUUUGAAAUCAUUGACCGAACAAUCACAUUCAGAUCACCACCUUAUUUCGAUAAUAAUAUUGAUGAGUCCGUUGCUGUCUACAUUGUACUAACACAAAAUGAUGUUGAAAUCGGUCGAGAACGAUAUUUUUAUCAACCAAUUUGCACGAAUUUUUAUCAAUCAUUUUCAAACAUUGGUCAACCAGCUAAACGAACAUGUCUUGACAGAUUUAUUGCAUCUGAUGGAAUAGAUGAUCAAGUUAAUCCUUCCCAGUCACCCGUACCUGUGACACGUGACCAACAGCUUACAUCAGAUAUGCAACAAUUAUCUCUUAAUACUAAUACUAAUGUUGAAAGAGAACUGAAAGACUUUUUAACAAGAUUAAAAAGUUGUUUGGCCGCUUUAUUAACAGAUAAUGAUACACAACCAUUGCUUCGUGUAACGAAAAAAUUAAUCAACAAGUAUAACGAUAAUCUAUUACAUUGUGCAAUUAAAAAUGGACAUACGUUAUUAGCUCAACAAUUGUCUGCAGUGGUUGCUAGGCUACCUGAUAGUAUAAUUGAAAGAAAGAAUAAUAAUGGAGAAACGGCUAUAAUAUUAGCCGCAAAAUUAAAUCAAAUAGAUUUAUUAGAAACAUUAUUCUCAAUUAGCCAAGAUCUUAUUUAUGCUGUAGAUAACAAGAAUAAUAAUGUUUUUCAUUUAUUAACAUCACAGAAUAAUUCGAAUAAGACAAUUGAAUUUAUUUUGAACUGUUUGAACGAUAAAUCGAUUAAUAUUAAACAAAAAUUUGAUCAACCAAACGGGAAUGGCAAAACUCCGUUACAACUAUCCGUUGAACAUAGUAAUUUUGAGAGUACAAAAAUGCUAAUCGAAAUUGGACAUUUUAACACAAAUGUAACUGAUGAAAAAAAUGGUGACAGUCUUGUACAUUUAGCAGUUAGAACUGGUGAUUUAUCAAUGGUUAAAUAUUUUAUCAAUGAUGUGAAAUUAGACGGACAAUUAUCAAAUUUAAGAAUGACACCGUGUGAUCUUGCUAAAACAUUGAAUCAAGAAACUAUUUAUGAUUUUUUAAAUGAAAAAUAUCCAUUACAACCACUAUCAUCGUCAGACAGUGAACAAAAUAGUGAGGAUGAAACCGAUUAA